Molecule: messenger RNA, 1767 nt
Organism: Notodromas monacha
Lineage: Eukaryota; Metazoa; Arthropoda; Ostracoda; Podocopida; Cyprididae
Source: the annotation of a GenBank genome assembly
AUGGUGGACGGACUUCUCGCCAGACAUGCAUCGGCAUUCAGCAGCAGUGGCCCGUCUUCGGCAUCAGACUGGAAAUACAUGAAGUAUAGUAUUGAGGGAUUCGUAUACAUGCUGCGGGAUUUUAUGCGCGAUUAUUUUCUUCCCCAUCGGAAUCCUAUGCUGCUGCUGCUGGAAGGAGAGGAAAUGCGUAAGAUGUGGAGCUAUGUAUGGAUGAAUCACCCUGUGAAAUGGGUGGAGAACUAUGACAGAAACUGGAAAGUCUUCACUUACGCACAAGAAAACGACGUAAACACCACUCAGCAUACAAAACGACUUCAGUCGCCACGGAUUUGUUUCUCCAGUAAAUUUCCACACGUUUACAGGAUUCCUUCCAUUUCUUUCAUGAACUGCAGAGUGGCGCCCACCUGUCGCCUCGUGGGCGCCACAGGCUUCGUUCCGUCUCCAGCGAGAUCUGCCUCAGGUUGUUGCCGAGAUGGAGCCGAAGCAGCAGCAGCCGCUUCCAUUGGCCGUCUGUUAAUUUGCGGCCCAGCAGAUGCCACCACUGCACCAGGUGGAGGACCCUUGGGCAUCGGGGCCGUGAGUCGUGGCGGCAUUCCUGGUGGCGGCGGCGGAGGACGCAUCAUCCGCAUCGGACCCAUCGGCCUGUGCGACCCGGGAGGAGGUGGUGGCGGCGGACCUGCCGGCAUUCGCAUUCCCAUCGGCGGUGGCGGCGGCGGACGGGGUUGCAUCGGAUGGUGGUACAUCAUCGGCGGCAUUGCCAUAUGCGGAACUCCAGUCCUACCAUUGGGCGGAGGUCCUGGAGGCGGUGGUGGAGGCGGAGGAACCAUUCUUUUUGAUGGUUCUGCCGGGGUAGGCGCAGUCUCCGUCACGCCAUGGCAAGCAUCUUCUGUUGCACAGACGAGAGAACUUCCGGCCGUUGCUUCUCGUCAUCACGACGUCGUCGACGAUCCUCUUCGUCACUACUCGAAGCUCGAUCUUCGCCUCCAUCUUCGCGCUUCGAACGCCUCGGAUCCCUCGAGUCGUCUUCUUCAAACCGGACUGAACGCUUCCGUUUCCGGUCGUCUCGGUCACGAUCCCGAUCUCUUUCUCUAUCGCGGUCUCUGUCCCUGUCUCGAUCACGGUCUCGUUCUCUGUCCCUGUCACGUUCCCGGCUUCUGCUUCGCGAUCUCGACCGGCUUCGUCGUUUCCUGUCUCGUCUUCGGGAUCGAUCCCCGUCCUCAUCGCGAACUGAACGAAAAUAAAAUUGGAUCAUCUUCCAGCGUAACGCAAGUCACAAAUGAAAACCGAAAACCUGAAAACCAAUUCAACGGAAUGAUUUCCCAUGGGAUUGAAUUACCUCGACUGCGGUUUUUCGAAAAAUCUAUUUCUGCUUCGAAUCCUGGUACAACCACUUCGUCUCUGCCACGCCUUCUGUCAUUCUGUUCCGUUUCUUCGUCGCUCUCGAAGUCACUCAAACUCGGAGGUGGUCCGGGAGGUACACCGGGUUUCUUCAAGAUCCCGGGCACAGCUGAUGACAUCAAAACUCCAGGAGGUGGUGGCGGAAGCGGCGGUUCUCCCGGGGGCCGCAAAUCGAAAUUCCGAGGCGGCAGUGGAAUCUGGGCAGGCAAAGGCAGCGGCAUUUGCUGCAACGGCUGUUGCAGUUGCAUAGGAGGAAGCAUCUGGGACGCCGCCGCUGGGGCAGGUGUCCCAGGGAGUAAGCCUGUCGUCGCCGUGGGCAAAGGAAUCUCGUCGACGGACACUUGCUGCGCCGACAUCACCGACUCGUAG